AUGAGCCAUCACCACGGUGGGCAUCGUAGCCGGAAGCAUCCCAAAGAUGACUACCAACGCCAUGACUACUUCGAGACACCAGACCAGAAGCUACGGAAGAGUAUUGUGAGCUUUGGAGAAGUGGAUCCACUCCAAGAGCUCCCCCGCCUCGUGAAACAGAUUGUUGAGCACGAACCUGCAAAUGUACCCAUCGUCGCUGAGGGUCUCCGCAUAGGUGUGACCGAGCAGCCCUUCAAAAUCCCUUACUAUGCAGCUUUGCUUCGCCUUCUCUUCGACCAACCUGCUGUCGAGAGCUCCGCAACGUCAUUCGGAAAGCAAGUGUUUGAAGACUUCUGGAAGGGGUUUCAAACAUUCCUCGACAAGCAAGCAUGGCGAGAGACCAGACUCUGUGUUCAAUUCUUCGCGCACCUGACUAUCGCUCGCGUCAUCUCUGUCCCUACUCUCUACUCGCUUCUCAAGUCCUUCGCCGACGUGCAUUUAGAGAUCAACACGUCUCAAGGGCGGGCGACCAAAGCGUUACUGUGUGCAGCGGAGGGGCUCGUUAUCGCCGGCGCUGUCAUCAAGCAAGAGUCGUCAUCUCCCGAGGAAGCUUCAUCAAAAGUCGCCCAAAUCAUCGACGCGCUGAAAUCUCAUAUCGACGCUACACAAGACUCGAAAUUCCUGGUUCAACCGCUUGUCCAGUUGCAUUCGACAAAUUUUGUUCUUGAGAAUGCCGAUGAGUGGCUGGACUGCGCACUUGCUGCCCUGCAGACUUUGGAUGGUCAAGACUUCGCUCAAACAGCGGAAUGUGUGCCUCAGCCGUACAUGGAAUCUCCUCCUUUUGCGGACACUCCGUAUGAUCUGCCGCUCGUGCUCGUACCUCCUGAAGUCGAAGAAGAAACGUUGACCACCGACACUGGGGAGGACGCCAUAGUCAAAAAGGAAGAGUGGCCAAGAUGCUACGUUCGCUUGUUCGACGACGACAUUACACCAGACCCCACUUCUCCAGCGGGAUUUAUUCUCCGUUCAAAUAUACUCGACAUCGUUGACAUCUUCGAGGUCAAUCGCAAGGAGUGCGCUCGCUUGCUGCUAGAGUAUCCGAAGUGGACGGUUCCUGGUACCUUCGUUGCACGUUCAGGUGCUCCACCGCAGCCUACCGUUGAAGGCAGAAAUUGGCUCCUCGACAACACGCUGAUUGAGACAAUACUCGGAAGCAAUUUCGUUCUUCCAGAAUCAAAUCACAAGUCAGUGUACUACAUUGCACUGAUAACUGAGCUAUGCAAGACUUCACCACAGACCGUGGGUCCUGCCGUUGGCAAGUCGGUCAGAAGGCUUUUCUCGCUCCUCGCAGAUGGUCUCGAUGUCGAGGUUGCGCAUCGCUACGCCGAAUGGUUUUCCGUGCAUCUUAGCAAUUUCGGGUUUUCUUGGCCAUGGAAGGAAUGGGAACCCGAUCUUUCUCUUGUGCCCCAACAUCCCAAGCGCACUUUCAUGCGUAAAGUCGUUGAGCUCGAGAUACGGCUUUCGUACCAUGACCGUGUCUCGCGUGGACUCCCGGAGUCUAUGGUGGCAGCAGACGCCCAGGUCAUCUCUGUGGAGGCUCCUGGCCCUGAGUUCGAGUUUGAAGACGCCGAGCACCCAGACUACGAAGCGGCGCAAAGUGUUCUCAAUCUCCUCCGUGGACGAGCAAAACCUGACGACGUCAUGGCGCACCUCGAAACCCUGCGCAACGGUCUCACCGAGACCGUCGAGCCGGACGUCAAUGUCGACUCCCUCCUGCGCUCCAUUGCCGUCCAGUCGCUGUUGUCGAUCGGCUCGCGCUCCUUCUCUCACUUCCUCAACGCCAUCGAGCGCUAUCUCCCCCUCCUCCGCAACCUCGCCGUCGGCGCGAUCUCGACGGCUCCCGCGAAUCCGACUACAGAUGCGGUCGUCGAGGCGCGCACGGACAUCAUGAGCGCGGUCGCGACCGUCUGGCGGCGGAGUCGGCACCAGGUGCUGAUCGUGUUCGACAAACUGAUGCAGUACCAGAUCGUCGAGCCCUCCAACGUCGUCGUCUGGUCGUUCGCGCACUGCACGGCUGCAACCGACGGCGUACGCAAGCAGACGUUCAACGCGUUCCAGUGGAACGUGCUCAGGAGCGCGCUCGACAAGGCGAACGGGCGUGUGAUGGUCCAGCGCAGGAAGAUUGCCGCGCUCAGGCGCGAGGCGGAUGACAAGGCGGCGCGGGCGAUUGCGGGGGAAAACGCGGCAAUGGAGGUAGACACGGAGCCUCAGCCAGUGGCGGCUGCGCCUGCUGGAGAGUCCCCCCAGCUCACUACUGCGGUCAACGCGUUCAAAGUCCUCAGCACCGAACAAAAAAUGGCCCUCUCCAAAGCGUUCGAAGGUUUCAUCGGAUGCCUGGCGGUCGAUGACAUCAGCCCUGCUGUCGGCGAAGUGAUCACCGAGCACUCGUGGCACAACCGCGCAAACUGGGAGAACGACGCUUGGGAGACCUGGGAGACCUGGGGCUGGUACCGUCAUUGGAGCCGCACUUUCUCGCCUUACCUGAGGAACUAUGUGGAGACUUUCGAGAGCCUGGCGAUGACAAAAAUUACCGCCAGUGGUCCUGUCGCCGACAUGUUCCGCCAGACGUGGAGCAUCGCUUCCGGCCAAAUGGCUUGA
Messenger RNA from Epithele typhae, 2637 nucleotides. Its product is annotated as cap binding protein 80-PB. Gene Ontology annotation, cellular component: nuclear cap binding complex; nucleus. Gene Ontology annotation, molecular function: mRNA binding; RNA cap binding. Bases 1 to 2637 code for a protein of 878 amino acids. The record is from RefSeq and is a predicted model, not a curated record. The transcript has 13 exons. NCBI's taxonomy places the organism in Eukaryota, Fungi, Basidiomycota, Agaricomycetes, Polyporales, Epitheliaceae. Gene Ontology annotation, biological process: nuclear-transcribed mRNA catabolic process, nonsense-mediated decay; mRNA export from nucleus.